AUGGAAGAAACGAUUAUCAAAUCAGUGCAGGUAAGUUUAGAAGGUGAGUUUGGUUUGGAAGAAGAGUCAAUGGGAGGCGAGUUUGGCAUGGAAAAAGUCGUUUUUGAUGAAGGAAAGGAUGAAAAGAUCUACAACAUUGGAUAUUCAAGUCACAAAACAGUUUGGAGGAACUGGUUUUGUAGAAAGGGGAUGUUAGAGCAGAAAGCUCUGACUUUAGAGAAACGAUCGAGUCAAUUAAGGGUGAAACGAGGCCAGAAGGGCUUGAGGUAA
Gongylonema pulchrum is the source of this 270-nucleotide messenger RNA. Lineage: Eukaryota; Metazoa; Nematoda; Chromadorea; Rhabditida; Gongylonematidae. The record is from the annotation of a GenBank genome assembly.